This is a messenger RNA of Ostreobium quekettii, 306 nucleotides long. Lineage: Eukaryota; Viridiplantae; Chlorophyta; Ulvophyceae; Bryopsidales; Ostreobiaceae. The record is from the annotation of a GenBank genome assembly.
AUGUCCGGUUUUAAGUGUUCAGACUUGUGGUUCCACACAGCUGAAAACAGGGCGUGGUUGGUGCCAUGGCUGAAAGAAAGCUGCAGUAGGGUGCUGCUGGUACCAGUUUCCAUAGAUCGGAUAAUUUCAGAGUUCCUCUGGAUUGUACCAGAGGAUUGCCAGCAGAAUACUGUGGCUGUCUGCCCUGCUGUGCCUCCGCCACUGGACACUUGUGAUCCCAACUCGUCACCUGAACUGGCCUGCUGCUGUUUGGAUUUUGUGGCAGUCCUGGAAUGCCACCAGUCGGCUGCCAACGUUGUUCUCUGA